Molecule: messenger RNA, 1472 nt
Organism: Eupeodes corollae
Lineage: Eukaryota; Metazoa; Arthropoda; Insecta; Diptera; Syrphidae
Gene: Tgs1
Product: trimethylguanosine synthase
Exons: 1
Coding region: 1-1368 (455 amino acids)
Biological process (GO): 7-methylguanosine RNA capping; 7-methylguanosine cap hypermethylation
Cellular component (GO): nucleus
Molecular function (GO): RNA cap trimethylguanosine synthase activity
Source: RefSeq, a predicted model, not a curated record
AUGCCACCGUUAUUGUUUGUGUUUGAAAAUAUUUUAAAUUAUUGUUUUGAAUAUUUUCCCGAAGAAGAUCCGUUGUUGUACAACGAGAAACUUCAAAGCGAGUGGCUAUUGUUCUGGACAAAGGAAGGUGAGGCAAUUGUCCAAACGACUUGGCUGAAAAAAUAUUCUGAGUAUAUUUUGAAUGAAAACGAAGAAGAAAAAAAUGAAAAUCUGGACGAAGCUUGUGAUGAAAAGAUCAAAGAUUCUGUAGAUCAAUGUACAAUAGAACAGGAGUCUUCUACAAAAACUAAAGAAAUAACUUCGGAAGCCGAUGCUUACAGUUACCUUUGGCAAGAUCUCUGGAAUAAACACUACACGGAAACUUACGAAAAAACCUAUCAACUCUUUUCAGAGGUUCAUCAGCACCACUAUAACUUUUAUAGGUUGCCUAGUGAGGAAGUGCUGCUAGAUGAUUUAUCGGCAUAUCCUUUAGAAGAGGACGAAAACGAAUUAGAAUACCUCGACCAAACAGAGCAACUGCAAGCCCUUGGAUUGCCGACUUCGUUUGGUGGUUCAAAUAGCAAAUAUCACAAAAAUCGUUUACAAGAUUUAAGCAGUGAUUCACUUAGUGAAGAAGAAACUGAAGAGGAUCACGAAAUGGCUCCAGUGCAUCAAACGUCCUCUCAAAAACCCGCCCCAACAAUUAAAAAGAAGAAAAAAAAUCGAAAGCUGAAGAAAAUUCCCAAAUUCAUAGUUGAAGACAAAUCACUCCGAAGCUACUGGCAUAAACGUUUUUCACUGUUUUCUCGCUUUGACGAAGGCAUAAAACUCGAUCGCGAAAGUUGGUUUUCGGUGACUCCUGAAAAAGUCGCAAUCCAUAUGGCAGACCGCUUGCGAUGCGAUACCAUCAUAGAUGCUUUCUGUGGCAGUGGUGGUAAUUCAAUUCAAUUUGCCAGAACAUGUAAUAGAGUAAUAGCUAUCGACAUAGAUCCAGAGAAGAUCAAGAAUGCUCGUCAUAAUGCCAGCAUCUAUGGUAUGGCGAAUAAAAUUGAGUUUAUAAUUGGUGAUUAUCUUCAACUCAGUGGAAGUCUGAAAGGGGACGUUGUGUUUCUCAGUCCACCAUGGGGUGGGCCAAAAUAUAUUUCGCAAAAGGAGUAUAACAUUGAAGAGUCUCUAGCGCCGUUGGGAGCAUCUGAUUUGGCAGAUAAAUCAAGGUUGAUAAGUGAGAAUAUUGCCUUUUUUUUGCCAAAAAAUUCAAAUCCUCAGCAAAUUGCCAAAGUGGCUGGAGUUGGUAAUAGGGUGGAGGUGGAACAUAAUUACCUGAAUACCAGAUUAGUUGGUUUGACAGCGAUCUAUGGUGAUUGGCUUAUUGAUAAGAAAAAUUUAUGAUUAGUAAAUUGUAAAUAGAAUUAAUAGUAAUUAUACCUAUAGUUUUUUGUUAAGAAAUAAAUGUCACUGCAAAGUGAAUCAAAACUCAAAAAAUUUGAUAGAGA